Contarinia nasturtii (swede midge) is the source of this 1314-nucleotide messenger RNA. Its product is annotated as 4-coumarate--CoA ligase 1-like. Gene Ontology annotation, molecular function: long-chain fatty acid-CoA ligase activity. The coding region runs from base 1 to 1257 and encodes 418 amino acids. The transcript is spliced from 5 exons. Gene Ontology annotation, biological process: long-chain fatty acid metabolic process; fatty-acyl-CoA biosynthetic process. The record is from RefSeq and is a predicted model, not a curated record. NCBI's taxonomy places the organism in Eukaryota, Metazoa, Arthropoda, Insecta, Diptera, Cecidomyiidae.
AUGCCAAAAAUUAUGUUUUGUGAUGCGAACAUCUAUGAAUUGAUUCAAGAUUGUUUGAACGAUAUCGAAAAUGGCGCGAAAGUGUUCACAUUCAGUGGCCAAUCAGGUGAUUCUAUUCCAGUCGAGGAUUUAUUCGAAGAGGUCAACGACGAGGACACAUUUUCCCCAGUUGACGUCGAUGGAGAGAAUACAACCGUUGCUAUUAUUUGUACAUCUGGAUCGACCGGUUUUCCCAAAGGUGUUUGUUUAUCGCAUGCCAUUUUAAUGCAACAAUGCGUUGAAAACAUGGUCCGUGAAGAUGAUGUGGUUUUAACGUUUAGUACAAUUUAUUGGAUUUCUGGCCUUCUGCAAUUGAUAUGCAGUGCUAUUAAGGGUUUUCGUCGAAUAAUUACAACUGAACGCUUCAGCGUUGAAUUAAUGCUGGACAUGAUUGAAGAGCAUCGUAUUACAUUUUUUAUGAGUGCAAGUCAUUUUCUUCAUUUGGCCUUGAAAUGUGAGCAAUUUUAUCGAACGGAUUUUUCAAGUAUACGUGUGUUAAUGUGCGGUGGCACCAAAUUAUCAAUUGCAACGGCAUUGGAAAUGAAAAAGUUUUUAAAAAACGGCGCCAUUUAUCCGGUGUAUGGAAUGAGUGAAGCGGCCGGUUGUUUAUCAGUUGCAGCUGUGAGAACCGAACUAGACACUUCCGUGGGCCGUUUGGUAUUUGGCACAAAGGCAAAAAUUAUCGAUAAUGAUGGAAAUCGGUUAGGAAUUAAUGAAUGUGGUGAACUUUGUAUAAUGACAAAGUUCAAAUUUUUAGGCUAUUUUGGUAAUGAAGAAGCCACAAAUGAUGCUGUUGACGAUGAAGGUUUUUUGAAAACGGGCGUUAUUGGGUAUUUUGAUAACGACAAUAAUUUAUACUUGGUCGAUCGAAAAAAAGAUAUUUUGAAAUACUGUUCAUCACAAAUCUCACCCACCGAACUGGAACAAUAUUUGAUUAAGGUGCCAAGUAUUAAGGCCAUUUGUGUCGUCGGUAUUCCGCAUGAAACGGUUGGUGAUUUACCCGCAGCCGUUAUCGUUCGAAAUGAGAACGUAACAUCGAUAACACAUGACGAGGUUGAAAAAAUGAUUACAGAUAAUUUUGCGGAUUACAAACGUUUACGUGGAGGUGUAUAUUUUGUGGAUACAUUACCUUUGACGCCAUCAGGAAAGAUACUACGUCGAUGUGUAAGAGAAACGGCCAUCAAAUUGUACAAUGAUACACUUGAACUAGACGCCUAAAUCAUGAAAAAUUCAAAUGAAUCACAUGCCUUUUUUCUCAUGCAAUAUUCAAACAAA